Molecule: messenger RNA, 2319 nt
Organism: Chaetura pelagica (chimney swift)
Lineage: Eukaryota; Metazoa; Chordata; Aves; Apodiformes; Apodidae
Gene: AMPD3
Product: adenosine monophosphate deaminase 3
Exons: 14
Coding region: 1-2319 (772 amino acids)
Biological process (GO): AMP metabolic process; IMP salvage
Cellular component (GO): cytosol
Molecular function (GO): AMP deaminase activity
Source: RefSeq, a predicted model, not a curated record
AUGUCUUCCUUAUUAGCCGACAUGCCCAGACAGUUUCCAAAGUUGAACAUCUCUGAGGUUGAUGAGCACGUGCGACUUCUGGCAGAGAAGGUAUUUGCUAAAGUUCUUCGGGAAGAAGACAGCAAAGAUGCCUUGUCACUAUUCACUGUGCCUGAAGACUGCCCUAUUGGACAGAAAGAGGCCAAGGAACGGGAACUGCAGAAGGAACUGGCAGAACAACAAUCUGUGGAAACAGCUAAAAGGAAGAAAAGUUUCAAGAUGAUUCGAUCCCAGUCUUUGUCAUUACAAAUUCCAUCUCAGGAAUGGAAAGCACCGUUGCCCAAUCCUGUUCGGUCUCCUGCAGCACCAGUUCCUCCAAGUGCUUUUCUGCCAGUCCCAGUGCCGUAUGAUGUACCAGAGUUUCAGAGAGUUUCAAUUAGUGGAGACUACUGUGCAGGGGUUACAGUUGAUGAUUAUGAGCAAGCUGCCAAGAGCCUGGUGAAAGCUCUUCUCAUUCGAGAGAAGUACUCCCGUCUCGCCUACCAUCGCUUCCCAAGAACAACCUCUCGGUAUCUGUGCAGCAUGCGAGAUGAGAAAUGGAAGGCUGAAGAUGAAGUGUAUCCAGAUUUCCAUUCACCCCCAGAAGAAAAUGAAGAUCCUUACAAUCUUGAAGAUGCUCCAGACAAUUUGGAUUAUGUUAUCAAGAUAAAAGGUGGCAUUCCUUUUGUUUAUGAUAACAAAGAAAUGAUGGAACUCAAUGAGCCUCGGAGUCUGCCAUAUCCUGACCUGGAGACCUAUACCCUUGACCUGAGUCAUGUUCUUGCUCUAAUUGCAGAUGGUCCAACAAAAACAUAUUGUCAUCGGAGGCUUAACUUUUUAGAAUCGAAAUUUAGUUUGCAUGAGAUGUUAAAUGAAAUGUCAGAAUUUAAAGAACUAAAGAGUAAUCCCCAUCGAGACUUCUAUAAUGUGAGAAAGGUUGAUACUCAUAUCCAUGCUGCUGCCUGCAUGAACCAGAAACACUUGUUGAGGUUUAUUAAGCACACUUAUCAAACUGAGCCCAACAGGAUUGUUGCAGAGAAAAAAGGCAAGAAGAUGACUUUAAAGCAAAUCUUCGAAAGCCUUCACAUGGACCCUUAUGACCUCACUGUAGACUCUUUAGAUGUUCAUGCAGGUCGCCAAACAUUUCAUCGAUUUGACAAAUUCAAUUCCAAGUACAAUCCAGUUGGUGCCAGUGAGCUGAGAGACUUGUAUUUGAAAACUGAGAACUAUAUUGGUGGUGAAUAUUUUGCUCGUAUGGUUAAGGAAGUAGCCCGUGAACUAGAAGAAAGUAAGUACCAGUACACAGAACCCCGCUUAUCCAUUUAUGGACGGUCUCCAGAUGAAUGGCUGAACUUGGCAAAAUGGUUCAUUAAACAUAAAGUUUAUUCCCCUAAUAUGCGCUGGAUAAUUCAGGUUCCGAGAAUCUAUGACAUAUUUAGGUCUAAAAAUAUUCUGCCUAGUUUUGGGAAGAUGUUGGAGAACAUCUUUGUACCUUUGUUUGAAGCAACAAUCAGUCCCAAAGACCACAAAGAAUUACACCUCUUCCUCAAAUAUGUGACUGGCUUUGACAGUGUUGAUGAUGAAUCCAAACACAGUGGCCAUAUGUUCUCUGACAAGAGCCUUAACCCUGACCUCUGGACCAGUGAGAAGAAUCCCCCCUAUAGUUACUACUUAUAUUAUAUGUAUGUGAACAUCAUGUUGCUAAACAACCUUAGGAGGGAAAGAGGCAUGUGUACUUUUCUGUUUCGGCCUCACUGUGGAGAAGCUGGGUCUAUCACACACCUUGUAUCAGCCUUUCUGACAGCAGACAACAUUUCUCAUGGAUUGCUCUUGAAGAAGAGUCCUGUCCUCCAGUACCUUUAUUAUCUUGCACAAAUACCCAUUGCUAUGUCUCCACUUAGUAACAACAGUCUAUUCCUGGAGUACUCAAAAAAUCCACUACGGGAAUUUCUACACAAGGGACUCCAUGUCUCUCUCUCCACAGAUGAUCCUAUGCAGUUUCAUUACACAAAGGAAGCUCUCAUGGAAGAAUAUGCUAUUGCAGCCCAGGUGUGGAAACUAAGUACCUGUGACUUGUGUGAAAUAGCAAGAAACAGUGUGUUACAGAGUGGACUGUCAGAUAAGGAGAAGCAGAAAUUCUUAGGGGUGAAUUUUCAUAAAGAAGGGCCUGAAGGAAAUGACAUUCGAAAGACAAAUGUUGCACAGAUCCGGAUGGCCUUCAGGUACGAGACACUGUGCAAUGAGCUUAGUUUCCUGUCUGAUGCUAUGAGAACAGAAGAGAUUUCUACACUGUCGAAGUAG